AUGUCAUUCCGCGAUUGGAAGAUAGUGCGGGUGCUGGCCGGAAUAGCGAUGCGGAUAUGGGCCGCCAGCGGUGCCGCAUUGUUGUCCGCCUUCCUGAUCUACAUGGUGUACGGUGGCUUUUUUGCGUUUCUUCUGCUUUUAUUUGCGGUGUCGGGCAUCCUGUACCAUGCACAAGACAACCUUCUGUACCAUCCAGAGCUGCCAGCCAAUUCGCGUAUAUUUAUACCCGUUCCGUCGAUGCACGGAUUGCCUUACGAAACGUUGCACCUGAAGACGCGAGAUGCCGUAUCUCUGCACGCCUUCUGGAUUCGGCAUCCAGGCGACAAGGGUCGCUACGUACCGACCAUAGUGUACUUUCAUGGAAAUGCCGGUAAUAUGGGUCACCGGUUGCAAAACGCUAGCGGCUUCUACCACACGCUACAGUGCAACGUGCUGAUGGUGGAGUACCGUGGGUACGGUCUGUCAACGGGGACAGCGAGCGAGAAGGGUUUCUUUGCCGAUGCUCGUUCGAUACUGGAUCAUCUGUUUAGCCGGCAUGAUUUAGACCACGGGCAGAUAAUAGUAUUUGGCCGUUCGCUCGGCGGUGCCGUGUCGAUCGAUCUGGCCGCUGAUGCGGUGUACGGUUCGAAGAUCAUGGGUGUGAUUGUGGAGAACACGUUCACCAGCAUACCGGAUAUGGCGGUGGAAUUGAUACACCCGGCAGUGAAAUAUUUACCGCUGCUGCUCUACCGAAACCAGUACCUGUCCGUGGACAAAAUUCAGUUCAUUUCCGCCCCGAUACUGUUCGUUUCCGGCCUGGCCGACACACUAGUGCCUCCGAGGAUGAUGACGAUGUUGCACACGCGAUGUGGCAGCACCCGCAAACAGAUGCUGCAAAUUGUUGGUGGAUCCCACAACGACACGUGGGCCGUGAAUGGGUACUACCAGGGUGUAGCCCAAUUUCUUAAGGAGUGUAGAGAAACCAAAGGACCACUACAGACGCCCCCGGUAAGCCACAAUGUGUGGCCAAACAUUGAGGAAGUGUGA
Messenger RNA from Anopheles marshallii, 1026 nucleotides. It is a transcript of the gene Bem46, whose product is annotated as protein ABHD13. Gene Ontology annotation, cellular component: membrane. The record is from RefSeq and is a predicted model, not a curated record. The transcript is spliced from 3 exons. Gene Ontology annotation, molecular function: palmitoyl-(protein) hydrolase activity. Bases 1 to 1026 code for a protein of 341 amino acids. NCBI's taxonomy places the organism in Eukaryota, Metazoa, Arthropoda, Insecta, Diptera, Culicidae.